Molecule: messenger RNA, 5175 nt
Organism: Trichoderma harzianum CBS 226.95
Lineage: Eukaryota; Fungi; Ascomycota; Sordariomycetes; Hypocreales; Hypocreaceae
Exons: 6
Coding region: 33-4931 (1632 amino acids)
Source: RefSeq, a predicted model, not a curated record
CUUGGACAACCUAGACCUUACCUUCUUACUCAAUGUCUAAUCUAGAUAUCAUGGAGGCGAAGCCAAUAAGCGAUGAUGUUGCACGGAAUGUCGACAACUCCUGGACCAACACUUGCCAAACAGGCAGUACAGUUCAGGAGGUAUCUCGUCGCAUUCUAGACAUUAUCUUUGAGUAUGCUCUUAACAAGUUUGAUGAUUCAAAAGAACGUUUGGAGAGAGGUGCGGGUAACUUCAUGUCGAUUAUAGACAAAUUCGUCGAAUCGGAGACUCGAAUACAGACAUGCUUGCCCGCAUUCCCAUUCAAAUCCGCAAAUAAGGUUUACAAAGUCCUGGGCAGUUUGCCUGAUAAGGCUGAAGAGCUAGCAUUGGAUAGACUGAACACAAUGUGUGUGCGUAUACAAGAGGUAUACGCUCCGGGUGCUGAAGUUACCAUCAUAUCAGAUGGCAUUACAUAUAACGACUUGUUGUGUAUAUCUGAUCAAGAUACGUGGGCUUAUGGAGAGGCUCUACGAGAUAUGGCUACCGAGAAGAAGUUCAACUACAUCAACUUUGCUCGAAUGAAGGACCUACUCAACUUUCCCGUGCCAGAUAAGAUGACUGAGAUCAUUUACGUUGCGAAUUGUACCACUUUCCGCCGUCUGCUCCUUAACCAAUAUGGCCGGGCCGACCUGGAUAUCGACCAUGAGAUCGCCACAAAUCCCGACACAAAACUGACAUACCUCGGAUACAAAAGGUUCUUGGAAUCUGAUUUGAAGUACAUAUUUCCUCGAGGAGUAAAUCGAACUGCCAAUGAAUAUAAGAGGGAUUGCAAAUAUCUUGCUAAACAAAUGUUACUUCGAGGAGACGCUUUCGCGCGCGCAAUCAAAUAUGCCUUCCCCAAUCACUUACGACUUUCAAUCCACGAAUCAGUGGGUGUAAACAAGCUUUGGAUAUGUUUGCUCAACACCAAAACAGGCUACACGACCCCGUGGCAUUGUAGCGUCGCCAAAUUAGCCGAUGGAGAGUGGAUUAGCGCUCCUAUGGCUGAAUUCAGCAAAGAUGACAGACUGGAGCUCAUUUAUGAAGCUGGCAGACCUAGUUACUUCAAGGAGGAACCGUUGCAUCGUGGCGGACUCAAUAUCGACGAGACAUCAGCAAGCUACCUCCAAGAAGCUAGACCACGAAGCGCAGUCGAAUACUUCAGCGAAGCAUCCACGCCUACUCUGGUUUCCCCUAAUGCCGCCUCACACAGUAACUCUCCGGUGUUUUCGCCCCGCGCCAAUAUGAUCAGUAGCGGAGGUUCAGCUUCAGAAGCUUCCUCGCCCCCAAGCUUAGCAUCAAGCUUCCAGGAAGUCGGCGCAGAGGAUGGGUCUAACAUUGCUCCAUUAUCGGAAGAUCUCAGACCUGCUCAAGUGCCAUAUGGUAAACGACUUCUCCCUCAAAUCAUAGACGAGGUAGCAGUUGUUGAUCCAGAACGUAUUGUUUUCUCUCUGGCAACGCUCUCUGGCGAUUCACUCAAUUGUGAUCACAUAUCUGCUCGCAUUUUCAGCAAGGCUGUUGAUAAAACUGCUUGGUGGCUGGGCAGCCUGGUUGGCAAGCCUGAUUCUGUUCAGCCCAUUGGAUAUAUCGGCCCUCAUGAUUUGCGAUACGUUUUGUUGACAUACGCUUGUGUCAAAGUUGGAUAUGCUGCACUCUUUCUAUCGCCAAAAAAUAACCUAGAGGAGGCGCUGGCAGUCCUUGAAUCAGUCAACUGCCAUAUAUGGGUUAAUGCUUCAGAUGUGCCCCUAAUUCCUUUAGUCAAUGACAUCCUUGAGAAACGCCCCAUGAACCUUCUGCAGGUCCCUGAGGUCAACGAGUUGCUGAGCAUUGAUACUGUCAAGCCUUUUCCUUAUACCAAAACGUUUGAGGAAGCCAUCAAUGAGCCUUUCUGCUAUCUUCAUACUUCUGGGUCAACGGGAGUGCCUAAGCCUAUCCCUUGGUCCCAUGGUUUGGUUGGUACAAUGGAUGCAGUGCGAUUGCUACCAUCCGCGGAAGGCUACGAUGAUUUGCCUCCGUGGACAUCGGAUUGGAAGCCAGGUGAUACGAUAUAUUCAUCGUUCCCUAUGAGUCAUGGAGCCGGAAUUAUUAUGGAUAUUCUAAUGCCAGCUCUUUUCGACUUGCGCUGUAUAUUGGGACCCAGGGGUGUUCUUCCCAACGUCAACCUUGUAGAACAACUGGCCGAGAAGGCCAAGGUUGACAUCUGGAGCAUGGUACCGUCUCUUGUGGACGAGCUGGGAGAAGCACCCGAAGUCCUUUCCAAGUUGAGCCGGUCCAAAUUUAUAUGUGCCUCUGGCGGUCCUGUCAGCCCAGUCAGCGCUGGAAAAGUAAAUGAGACAAUCAGAGUGUUGAACCUAACGGGGACCACGGAGGGUCUAUUUAUUGGCAACCUCGUCACAUCGAGAGAAGACUGGUUCUGGUUCUGCUUCCACCCGUACUCUGGUUUCGAAUUCAAGGAAAUUGAGGAGAAUACCUAUGAGCAUUGGGUGCAUCGAAACGAACAUUGGCCUCUCUUCCAGGGCAUAUUUCACACUUUCCCAGAGAAGGAGUCGAUCAACUUUAAGGAUCUAUAUGUGAGGCACCCAACGAAACCAAAUCUGUGGUCUUUUAAAGGGCGAAGCGAUGAUCUUGUCGUCCUGUCCAAUGGGUAUAAGGUAGCGCCUUUGGAAACAGAGGCUUUCAUCGCCACACAUCCUGCCAUUAAGAGUUGUCUUAUUUUCGGAACAGGGAAACCUCAAGCUGGUCUACUGAUCGAGUUAAAAGACCCUUCGAAUAAAACUGACGAACUUAUCGGUAGUAUAUGGGAAACCGUGAAGAAGGCCAACUCCAUCUCCCGACACAAAGACCAACUUCUCAGGGACUUUGUCACCUUUUCAGAUCCUAAUGCGCCUUUUAUUCGUACAGAUAAGGGCACCGUAAAGAGAUCUGCUACACUAACGCUCUACGCCGACUAUAUCGAACGUUUUUACAGCUCUCGUAAUGACGAUAUUUGCUAUGGCUACCCUUUCGAUAUGGAUUCGGCUGAGUCAGUUCAGAGCGGCAUUCGUGAAAUCCUCGCGUCUUCACUCCCCGCAUCCCGAACAGCAUCCCUAGAUACGAACUUAUUUGAUCUUGGGCUGGACUCUCUUGGCGUUUUCGCGGCUAUCAGGGCGAUCCGAGCAGCUUCAGGCUUAGGUGAACGGAUUGCUCCUCGUCACGUCUACGCCAAUCCAAGUAUAGCCAGUCUCGCCUCAGCUAUUUUGCGUCUGGUGGCUGAAGAGAAGAUUAUGACGGAAGCAAACCGUCUAGAAAAGCCUAUGGAAAGCGAUGUAGCUCAGCUGAAGGCUGCAAUUGCCAAACACAAGGCGCGGCAAUCGUUUCGACUGAAUGCCUUCGACUAUGUCAAUCCUAACCACGGCAUGGGCUUGGUCUUCUAUUUCUCCCUACAUAAAGGUGUUGAUUACGACCAAGUCUUUGCCAACUUACAAGAAGGCCUCAAUUGUACAUUCGACUUAAUCCCAGCCCUGAGUGGCAAGAUUAUGAACUCUUCUGAGCAAGAGAUUGGUUAUACUAGAGGGAAUCUCUGUGUUACUAUCCCACCUGACUCUAUGGCAGCUUCUGUACGAAAUCGUCUAGUCUACAAGGAUCUCUCCAAUAUUCUCCCGUCAUUCGACGAGCUCCGAGAUGCAGGCUUCCCACCGUCUGCUUUUAAAGACGGUCUUGUCUUACGAGACGAUCCAUUCCCAAAAAUGCCCGCCGAUAUCUUCGUCGGCCAGGCCAACUUUGUCUCUGGCGGAUGUAUUCUAGCAGUUGACUUGAAUCACUGCUGUCUUGAUGGUGUUGGAGCCAUGGUUGCUAUCAAAGCUUGGGCCGAAAAUUGUAGAUAUUUGCAAGGCAACGAGGCAGCAACAUGUCAAUGGUAUGACCCCGAAAGCUUCAAUCACAGCUUGCCGGAGAUUAUUCAUCAGCAAGAGGGUUGGGACCGACCACUUCAUGAAAUCGACCCAUUUACAUGGAGGUAUCUACCAUUCUUCCCCCCAGACGAUGGUAAAAGCCAAACUGCUAUCUUGGCUACGAAGGAGACGGCAAAAAUGGGCAAAGACGAGAAUCCAAUUUCCACGCAAGGUUCAAAAGAAACAGCUCUCUUGCCUCAGCUCAACUUCACUCUCCAUCCUAUUUGGCCAUUACCUCGCGCUGAAAGAAGCUUGAAAACGACUUUGUUUUUAAUUUCGCCCGAAAAAUUGGAAGAGUUGAGACAGAACAGCGUCCCUGAUGGCCAAGCUAAGGGGGUGACAUGCUCGAUUAGCGACAUUGUACAAGCGUUCUUCUGGCGCAGUGCCAUCAAGGCGCGGUAUCGCGUGGCUACAGAAAUCCGCAAAGAUGCCUUUGGACCUAACGACAUAUCCAUUCUCGAGUUACCUACUGAUGGUCGCCCUUAUUUUUCCUCUUUGUUGCCUUCAACAUACAUGGGCAGCUUACUCAUCUUGAAUCGGUCCAGUAUGUCAGUCGAAACACUCUGUUCUCCGAAGACCAGUAUAGGAGACGUUGCGUAUCUGCUUCGUCAAUCUGCUAAGAGCAUUACACCCUCGGUUGUUCAUGAUGCAUUUUCAAUACUGCAAUCGCUUCCAGAUCAUACAAGGUUCUCAACUGCCAAUAUGGGUCUUGAACAUAUGCACGCCAUGAUAUCCAACAUGAUGCUAUUCCAGACUAGUGAGAUCUGCUUUGGAGACCAAUUUUUCGCCAAUGGAGGCUCCCCAGAGUCUAUGCGGCCACAACUUGAGCGCGGAAAUGGGCGAUUUAGAUUCUUGGUCAUCUUUCCAAUGAAACAAGAUGGAGGCGUGGAACUGGUCAUGGGUACACACCCUGAGGAACUGGAGAUGUUAAUGAACGAUGAGGAGUUUACGAAAUAUGCAACUCUUGUAGGUUCCAGCCAUUAAAUUUAAGCAUUGUUCAUGCGGGUAACAUACUGAGAUGGGUUUUGACCUUAUAACUGGAGUUUAACGUCUUAAUUAUGCAUUUGAAACACCAAAGUUGACAACUCUGGCCAUUUGGCGUAUUCGUAUACAGCACCGGACUACAUAGCUACAUAGGACAAUGUAUACAGCUUUGAUGAAGCCGUGAUUUUUCAGGUCUUUUGUCAAAUCACUUAUCUUGCUUAAUCAUAUAGCAGUACUAAAUUCU